Drosophila arizonae is the source of this 1624-nucleotide messenger RNA. RefSeq lists its product as uncharacterized. Lineage: Eukaryota; Metazoa; Arthropoda; Insecta; Diptera; Drosophilidae. The record is from RefSeq and is a predicted model, not a curated record.
ACCCACAGAAAAAAAAGAAAACGACGGCGCUCACUGACGCACUUUCAAUUGAAAUAGGGAGGUGAAGCACAAGCAGCAGCAAUUCGAUGUUUUGUUUAUGAGCUAUGGCUUUGUAGCAUUCAAAUCGGCAGCCGAGCAGCAGCAGGGGGCAAGAGCAAAUGUCUGGAAGCAAUCUGCAGUGGAACAGGACAAGGAACAGCAACAUCAGCAGACACUACAAGGACAACAACGACAAAAGUGCGGGCUAUUAAAUGCGAGCAUCAUCCUGUAGAAGAAAAAAGAACGAGCUGUGUCAGCGCGCGGGUGCAAAUAGCUAACGAAUAAGAGUUACAAAACUAAGGUGGCCAGUGACUUUAUUGCCAAGCAUUAGCUGGAUGUGAUACGCUUGGCUGGCGUUUGAUUUACAUGCUAGACAAAAGAUCCUUUAGACUUCUUUUCGUUGUUCUCUUGUGUUAAUUGAACCUUGAUCAUCAACGUGCACUGCCAUUAACUAUAAAAAUAUAUAUAUAGAAAAAUAACAUAAUUGGUAGAUUUAAACUUAAACGUCGCAGCAACAGCAGCAGCUAAAAUGUCCAACUCCCACUACAACAACCACCAGCAACACCACAACAACUACCAGCAGCAACAGCCGCAACACUCCAAUAGCAAUGGGGACGAUAGGCAUGAGGAGUAUCAGCAGCAGCAGCCGGUACACUACUCGCAGCACUAUAUGAAUGGUCAUGGCAUGCGGAUAAAGCCACUGGACACCGUCGCUGUACCGGACAUGUGUCUCUACUGCUUCGAGGUACUUGACUGUGAGCUCAAUAAUAUUGAGGGCCCAGCUGUUCCGAUGUUUAGCAAUGAUGCCUAUCCGUUGUUUGUGACAUGGAAAAUCGGACGGGACAAGCGAUUGCGAGGUUGUAUUGGCACCUUUAGCGCCAUGGAGCUGCACAAUGGACUUCGUGAAUAUGCACUGACCAGUGCAUUUAAGGAUUCACGCUUCGCACCCAUCUCGCGCGAUGAGCUGCCCCGGCUGACGGUGUCUGUUUCCAUCUUGCAAAACUUUGAGGAGGCUCAGGGUCAUCUCGAUUGGCAAUUGGGUGUCCAUGGUAUUCGGAUUGAGUUUUUCACCGAGCGCGGCCUAAAGCGCACAGCCACCUACCUACCGCAAGUGGCCACAGAGCAAGGGUGGGAUCAACUACAAACCAUUGACUCGCUAUUGCGCAAGGGUGGCUAUCGGGCAGUUAUUACUCAGGACCUGCGCAAGUCCAUUAAGCUGACGCGCUAUCGGUCACAGGAGAUCCAGAUGCACUAUAAGGAAUAUCGCGAGCACCUGGAGCGUCGCGGUGUCCAGUUUGGCAAAGUACAAUGCUAACAAUUAGAAAACCAACCGUCGGGACAAUGAUCCUGGCUCAGGGCAGGCGUGGUUUUCCUCUUGCUCCUGCUAUUAUUGGCCAUUGAGUUGACCCAAAGCAUGGGAUUAUUUACGAACGGCUUUCCCUACUCUUGAGAAACUAUUUCAAUAGAAGUUGUCAGUUGCGUCAACUAAGUUCGCCCAUAUACAUUUUUUACAAUAUAUUCUUAGUCCUUUUCAGGACUGACGUGUCGUCGCAUUAAGUGACGUGAAUUUUAACUUACUUUUCAU